Messenger RNA from Saprolegnia diclina VS20, 1107 nucleotides. RefSeq lists its product as hypothetical. The record is from RefSeq and is a predicted model, not a curated record. Gene Ontology annotation, molecular function: zinc ion binding; metalloendopeptidase activity. Bases 28 to 1041 code for a protein of 337 amino acids. The transcript has a single exon. NCBI's taxonomy places the organism in Eukaryota, Oomycota, Saprolegniomycetes, Saprolegniales, Saprolegniaceae. Gene Ontology annotation, biological process: proteolysis.
GUCCGUAGUACCACCACCACCAACACCAUGCUUUGGCUGCCAACACCUGUUCUCGUCCUCCUUCUGGUGCUGGGCUUUGCCGCCGCCGACGACGCGUGCCAUCUUCCACACGAUCUGCACCUCAACCCGACCGGCGCCGCGACGCUCUCCCACGGCCAGGUCGAGUACAUCUUUGGCCAGCCCCAGUUGCCAGGCGCCAUCUACCGAACGUGCGUGCACGGUGCGAUCACUUGCUUCGAAGACGAUGGCAACGCCGACGGCGACGAGGACGACCCCGUGAGCUGCCACAAGGCGGACGCCAAGCGCCGACUGGGCCUUGCGACUCAGCACAAGCACCUUUUCUGGCCUCUCGCAACCCUCUGCUAUCAGAUCGAAAGUCCCUUUACGCCCACCGAGCUCAACUUGAUCCAGGACGCGAUGCAUGCCAUUGUCGAGCCCACCGGUGUCUCGAUGCUGACGCUCGACGAGUGCAAGGCGUCGCCACGAGCGCCCGAUCUCUGUGGUGGCUGCCAACACUACGUGUCGAUCCACCAGCGCCCGCACCGCCGCGGCACGUACGCGGCGGUGGGGUACCUCCAGAGAGCGGGCCAAGACAUCAACUUGAAGCCGAGCGCCUUCAAGCAUGGGAGCGGCACCAUCAUGCAUGAGAUGCUCCACGCCCUUGGUGUCUCGCACGAGCACGUGCACCCGGCGUCCGAGGCGAUCGUCUUGCGCGGGCACAAGCUGGCGGCGUCGCGCAACAACUAUGUGCUGCGCCGAGAGGCUUUUGUGACGCAGUACGACAAGCACUCGAUCAUGCACUAUGGCCACGGCGUCUGUCUGCCCAAGAACAAGAGUCUCAAGUACUGCAGCAUCGAAGAGAACGAGAAGGAUGGGUGUGUCGUCCCGACCGCCGACGACUGCGAUAAAGAAGCGUCGCUCGUCCUUGGCCAGCGCGACGGUUUGAGCAACGGUGACGUUCGGACGCUCCAGGUUCUGUAUGAGCUUCCGACGACCAUGACACAACGCGACGCCUUGGGGGAUCGCCCAAUCCCAACUUAAACUACUGCUUUGUAGUAUAUGCACAUUCAAUAAGCCUGUGACAAUACUGGAUCAUUUUCAAUGGCC